AGUAAAUUGUGUAAUUUAAAUUUAUGAAAUUAAACUUAAAUGAUAAAUGAAAAAAUCAAAACUAAUGUUAUCAUGUAACCCCACUGCAGCAUCUUUACACUAUGUGGUCCCCCAUCAUAAAGUAGGCUAUCAUGUAAUGCUCUUAUACACGUCAUUUACAUUUAUCAUUUCCCUCUAUUUUGAUAUACAGUUGAAUUAAAAAUUGGUGUCGUUGGGAUUGAGAAGUAAGGUGUAUGGUCUUGUGGGGCCCGCGCAAAUUUAAUGACUUAUCUACCAGUAAAUGCAACAGCUGCUACCCAAUUACAAUUACACAGCUCAAUUUGCCCUAGCUAUGAAUACAAAUACAAUCGAUUAUAAUUUGGCCUCAAAAGAAAAAACUAGUCUGUGUUAAAGUGAGUGAUCUGUUGUGUAAUUUGGUUAUGGAUAAAGGCGCACAGAAACAGCCUCAGCUCCCGCUGAAGACCCGCAUCAGCCUCUUCUUUCUCAAUGCCGUCACCGACGCCUCCACCUGCUCCAACGGCACCGUCAACCGCCGCCUUUUCAGCAUGGUGGAGUCCCUGAGCAGCUUGAGGGUGCCCGCCAGCUCCAAACCCCGCAAGAGCGUCAUAACCUCCGACGUCACCGUGGACCCCUCCCGCGACCUCUGGUUCCGCCUUUUCGUCCCUUGCGAUUCCGACCAGCAGAAGCUCCCCGUGAUUGUCUUCUUCCACGGCGGCGGCUUCGUCUACCUCUCCCCCGAUAUGAAGGCCUACGACGAGGUCUGCCGCCGCUUCGCUCGCACGCUCCCGGCCGUGGUGGUGUCGGUGAACUACCGGCUGGCGCCGGAGCACCCGUAUCCGGCUCAGUACGACGACGGAUACGACGUCGUCAAGUUCCUGGACGAGCAGAGGGGGAUUCUGCCGGAGAAGGCGGACUUGUCGCGCUGCUUUCUGGCGGGGGAUAGCGCCGGUGGGAAUCUGGCCCACCACGUGACUCUACGCGCCGCCCAGUCAGCGACAGCGUUUGCUCGGAUCAAGGUGUUGGGAGUGGUGGCCAUACAACCCUUUUUCGGAGGAGAAGAAGCCUCCAAGUCGGAGAUGGAGCUGCAAGGGAUCGAUGUGAUCGUCACCAACCAGCGCACCCAAUUCAUGUGGAAAGCCCUUAUGCCUCAAGCUGACCGCGACCACCAGGUCAUCAACGUUACCGGGCCCAACGCCGUUGAUAUAUCCAAAAUUGAUUUUCCGGCGACCAUGGUGGUGGUGGCGGGCUUCGAUUCCCUCAAGGACAGGCAGAUCAGGUACUACCACUGGCUUAGAAAUUCCGGCAAAGAAGCUUAUCUGGUCAACUACCCCAACAUGAUCCACGCAUUCUACAUUUUCCCAGAACUUUCUGAAUCUGCGCUGCUCAUUUCCGAAAUCAAAAAUUUCAUCAACAAACACUCCUCUGGCUCUGCUGCAACAACCUAGCUAAUUAAUGUAUUUUUCUAUUUUUAUCGCUCAUCACUUUGCUACCUACUUUACCUACCUAAUGUACCAAUGUCAAUUUAAUAAUUACUCAUCCAACAAAAUCUUUA
Messenger RNA from Salvia miltiorrhiza (redroot sage), 1552 nucleotides. RefSeq names its product probable carboxylesterase 18. The transcript has a single exon. The coding region runs from base 420 to 1445 and encodes 341 amino acids. Lineage: Eukaryota; Viridiplantae; Streptophyta; Magnoliopsida; Lamiales; Lamiaceae. Gene Ontology annotation, molecular function: hydrolase activity. The record is from RefSeq and is a predicted model, not a curated record.